Molecule: messenger RNA, 2150 nt
Organism: Drosophila novamexicana
Lineage: Eukaryota; Metazoa; Arthropoda; Insecta; Diptera; Drosophilidae
Gene: uri
Product: unconventional prefoldin RPB5 interactor-like protein
Exons: 4
Coding region: 44-2134 (696 amino acids)
Biological process (GO): negative regulation of phosphatase activity; negative regulation of transcription by RNA polymerase II
Molecular function (GO): chromatin binding; phosphatase inhibitor activity; transcription corepressor activity
Source: RefSeq, a predicted model, not a curated record
GAGUAAACAACAAGCUGUCGAUAAAUUCGCGAAGUAAACAACGAUGCAGCGGCGCGAGGAUGUGCUGAGACAGGCGCUUGACAAAAAUGCUCAUGAAACGGAACGUUGGCAAGCAUACAAAGCGGACAAUGAGGUGGCGAUGAAGAAUCUCGAAAUCUUCUCUAAAAAUCUUAGCGUCGAGGUUAUGGUGCCAAUCGGCAAGAAGGCCCUAAUGCCGGGCGAAUUGAUACACACCAACGAACUGCUUGUGGGCCACUAUCAGGGCUACUUUUCCGCUUGCUCGGCCCAUAAGGCCCAGGAGAUAUGUCAGCACCGUCUUCGUCUAGCCGAAGAGCACCUAAACAAACUUCAAGUGGAGGCGGAUCUAUGGCAAAACAAUCUAGAAACACCUGUACUGCAAGGUGCUGUGCCAAGCUCAGAUGAAAUUGAAAUUGUUGAGGAGUACAACGAGGCGGAACACAAAAAUUGGCUAAGGGAACACAAGGAACGCGUGCGUAGGGAAAAGCAGGAAGAGCGCGCACAGCGUGAAGCACAUGCCAAUGCGCCAGAUGAUCUUUUCCAUAACCUGGAGGAAUCUGAAAUGUUGGAGGAGCUUGGCCUCGAUCCGGACAAUGUCAAUAAACAGACGCUAAUUGAUAUGAUCCAAACUGAGAUUAAAAUUGACAAACCUGAAAGCAAUAACUGUGAUAAUGAAAAUUCAACAACUAAAACGGAUACGGAGAUAUUUGACAUAUUAGCUAAACUGGAAGCGCAGGAGCAGCUUGAGGCAUCCGAAUUGGACGAGGAGUCUGAGCAAAAUCUGCAAAGCACCAACGAGCUCGUGCGUAAUCUAAUGAAGGGUGAAACUCAGGUGACAUCGGCAAAACAACGCAUAGCCAGAGCCGAAAACAAUGUCAACAAAUUAAAUGAAGACCUGGCAACAAAUAAUGAAAAUGACAUGGAGGAGGAGGAGGAGGAGGAGGAAGAAUCAGAUCUACCGGAGGAAGUAAAACUAAUACGACAACAAAUGGCAGUAUUGCCCAGGGAGGAACGAGAGCAGUUUUUGCAUUCGCAAUUGCAAGUUAUAAAAGCGAAAAUGCGUAAAAUACAAAAGAUAUCGUUCAUCAGUGACGAGCUCACGCAUUUGAUGAAUGUGGUUGUUUGCCUAGAGGACGAUUUGCAGGAAAUGUUGUUUGAGCAAAACGAAGCGGCCAGCACUGAGGAACUGUCAGAGGAUGCUGAAUCGCUGCCCGAUUUGGUUGAUAACAAAAAGCGACGCAUUUCCUUUGCAGAAUCCGACGAGCAGCUGUUCUUCAAACAAGACGAAACUGUGGCCGAAAUGCUGGCCAAGGGCAAGCAACAACAACGUGAAGUAAUUCAAUUGGAUGCACCACUGCAGCCAGCGCAGCAAGAAAGCAUCUUGGAGGUGCCAGCAACGGCCACGAGUCCACAAAUCAUGCAAAAAGUUGAACGAAAUCGGGAAUUUGUGCAGGAAAAUCAGAGCGUGCAAGAUUUUGAUUUGGUCAAUAAAAUACUUGAAGCCUCCACGGGACGCAUUAAUACACUACAAAUAAGCUUUAGUCAUUCCGAUGCGCCAAGUGCCUCAAUGCAGUUCGAUGAUACAUCGAUUCCUGGUAAUCCAGCGCACUUCUAUCAGCUGUACAAACGAGCCCUGGCCGAGGCGCAGGCCGAGCAAUCGUUUCCUAUAUAUAUCAACAGUUUUGCGGGCGAGGACGAGCUGAAGGUGCCCAUACUUAAAGAGGAGGAGCGAGCGGCGGCCUACGAUGAUCCCCGUGCUCAGUUUUCAAAAUUCCCGGCGACUAUGGAAGCCACCGAAAAAAGUGAAGAUCCGGCAGUUACCGAAACUAAAUCGAUAUUACGCAACAAAUCGGCUGUGGAACGAGAAGUUCGUGCUGUUGUCGAAGAGCCAAAACCAAACAAGUCCAAGAAAAACAGAAACCGAAAGAAUAAAAAACCACGCACCAUUGAUGAUGAUCUGCGCGACAUGAGCGCGUAUCAGAAAGUCAUGCAGGAUCUGGUCGAAAAGGAGCCGACGGCGCCGGAGCCACUGCCCGAGGGCAAAUAUGUAGAAACGCAUGCGCCCAAGAAGCGGAUCAGUCGCUUUAAAGAGCAACGCUCCAUGAACAAAACAUAAUGGUACACAUAAUGGU